UGUUAGACGUCUUUUUAUGAUAAGCGUAAGUGACUGCUAAAAUCUUUAUAAAAGGGAUAUCGUAGUUGCGAGUAUCUAACAGUUGAAAUCUGACUUUAAAAAGUAAGCUACUACCAGAAUGCCUUACAUCCCAGCAAACUCCUACGAUGGAGACCAGAAUAUUUGGAGUGGUGAGCAGGUCACUAAUUACUUUGACCCACAUCUGUCAAUUGGACAGAUCAUUUUCCAAGAGAUGCGGCGACACCCUCAGCUAAUAGCUCAGAUUUCGGCUACGGAGGAUUCGGUCCUGACCAGAAGGGAACUCCAUGCCAAUGCCAUGCGUGUGGCCAGCUAUAUGCGAAAGGAGGGACUUGUUCAAUCCGAUGUGGUGGGAAUUAUUGGAAGGAACACCACACACAUGCCUGCUGUGGCCUAUGCCUGCUUCUUCAAUGGAAUUGCCUUCCAUUCGCUCAACAUUACCUACGACCAGAAUACCAUUGAAAAGAUCUACAACAUAACUAAGCCUAGGAUUAUUUUCUGCGAUGGAGAUGAGUUCGCGAAGGUUCGAGCUGCCACCUCUCAACUGGAUGUAAAGAUUGUCACCAUGCGCAAUCAUCCAUCGGAUUCCAUACGGAUCGAUGAAGUUCUGGCCACUGACAUUGAGGAAAACUUCCAGCCAGCCCAUCUGGAACAGGGCAACGACCAGACUAUGGCCAUUCUCUGCUCAUCGGGAACCACAGGAACUCCAAAGGCUGUAACUAUUACCAAUAGUCGGCAAAUUCUCGCAGGAAACAAUCAUCUGACCACCGCUGAUAUUCAGUACUCCCACAACACCCUGGACUGGAUUACUGGGCUCCUUACCACCAUAACCUCCGGAGUAUUUAGCACCACCCGAAUUAUUGCAGAUAAUGCUUUCGAUCCUGCUUUUGCCAUGAGACUCAUCGAGCAGUACAAGGUUACGUGGAUUAUACAGCCGCCCUCCUGUAUGGCCAUGAUGAUUAAUAGUCCUGAGUUUGAGACCUCCGAUCUCUCCAGCCUUCGAACCUACAUGUUCGGUGGAUCCCGUGCUGCUGUGGAGUUACAGCAAAGUAUUCGGAACCGUCUCAGUAUUGAUUGUCUGCAGUUUGGCUAUGGAUUUACGGAACUGGGCGCCAUGGCCACCGUAAACUUCCACUUUGAUGAGAAACCAGGUUCAGUGGGUCGUGUGCUGAACGGGUUAAGGCUAAAGAUAAUCAAUAAUGAGGGCGUAUCUCUUGGUCCUGACGAAGUCGGAGAGAUUUGCAUCAUGAAUAAUCAGCACUGGUCGGGAUAUUAUGGAAACGAGGCGGAGUCCCGCUCCAUCCGUGAUCCACAGCGAUGGUAUCACUCUGGGGAUCUGGGGUACAUGGAUCGAGAUGGAUUCCUGUACAUAGUGGACCGCAAAAAGGAGAUGCUGAAGUACCAGAACAUAAUGUACUAUCCCAGUGAUAUUGAAUGUAUCAUUUCCGAGAUGCCCGAAGUGGCCGACGUUUGCGUCUUUGGAGUGUGGAGUAACAUUUAUGGCGACGAAGCAGCCGCUGCUGUGGUGAAGAAGAUGGGCAGUGAACUGAAGGCCGAGAAUGUUGUGGAUUAUGUGAGCAGCCGGACGGAUUCCAAGUACAAGCAGUUGAACGGAGGAGCCAUCAUUGUGGAGGAUCUGAAGCGCAGUGCCAAUGGGAAAACCAAUCGAAUGGCCAACAAAGCUCACUUUUUGCAUGUCUCGAUGAGAAGCUAAAAUAUUUUGAUUUAUUGUAAAAAAUUAAAAAU
Drosophila eugracilis is the source of this 1764-nucleotide messenger RNA. Its product is annotated as luciferin 4-monooxygenase-like. Gene Ontology annotation, molecular function: long-chain fatty acid-CoA ligase activity. The record is from RefSeq and is a predicted model, not a curated record. The coding region runs from base 119 to 1732 and encodes 537 amino acids. Gene Ontology annotation, biological process: fatty-acyl-CoA biosynthetic process; long-chain fatty acid metabolic process. Lineage: Eukaryota; Metazoa; Arthropoda; Insecta; Diptera; Drosophilidae. The transcript is spliced from 3 exons.